Molecule: messenger RNA, 6987 nt
Organism: Sinocyclocheilus grahami
Lineage: Eukaryota; Metazoa; Chordata; Actinopteri; Cypriniformes; Cyprinidae
Product: ankyrin-1-like
Exons: 42
Coding region: 126-5744 (1872 amino acids)
Biological process (GO): signal transduction
Molecular function (GO): protein binding
Source: RefSeq, a predicted model, not a curated record
AGACGCGGCGCACACGCUCACUCCAGUGCUGCAGGACUGCAUGAGAGGAACUGAGAUAAUAUCCACACCACCAGCAUCCAUCACCGGAGCUACAGAGCCAUCUCAGCCCGGCUGGUAACGGCACUAUGGCACAAGCCGCCAAACAUCUGCGCAAGAACAAGGAUUUAGAGGCGCUCGCCGAACAGGAGCGGAAGGAGAAAGAGGAGGAGAAGGCGAAGAAAAGGAGCCGCUCACGGGAUAAAAAGCGCAAGGCCCACGUCGUUCAUCGCUGGCUAAUCGAUCAGGACAAUAGUGUGAGCUCUGAGCUGCCGGAUGGCCAGGGAGUGUGGCACUGUGAUGAAACAGCUGAUGCUGGCACCAGUUUCCUCCGUGCAGCUCGCUCAGGUAAUCUGGAAAAGGCUCUCGACCACAUCAAGAAUGGCAUCGACGUCAACACAGCCAAUCAGAAUGGACUCAACGGGCUGCACCUGGCCUCGAAAGAAGGCCAUGUUAAAAUGGUGCUGGAACUAUUGCACCACGGUAUUGUUCUAGAGACGACCACAAAGAAAGGAAACACUGCUCUUCACAUAGCUGCGUUAGCUGGACAGGAGCAGGUGGUCACAGAGCUGGUUAACUAUGGAGCCAAUGUCAACGCUCAGUCUCAGAAGGGCUUCACUCCUCUAUACAUGGCUGCACAAGAGAAUCACCUGGAGGUUGUGAAGUUUCUCCUGGACAAUGGAGCCAAUCAGACCAUUCCAACUGAGGAUGGCUUUACCCCUCUUGCUGUGGCUCUUCAGCAGGGCCAUGAGAAUGUGGUGGCCCUGCUCAUCAACCACGGUACUAAGGGCAAGGUCCGCCUUCCCGCACUGCAUAUCGCUGCCCGAAACGAUGACACCCGAACUGCCGCUGUGCUUUUACAGAAUGACCCAAAUCCUGAUGUCUUAAGCAAGACAGGCUUCACGCCACUCCAUAUCGCAGCCCACUAUGAAAACCUGAAUGUUUCCCAGCUACUUCUAAACAGAGGAGCUGAUGUGAACUUCACACCCAAGAACGGGAUCACACCUCUACAUAUUGCAUCCAGGAGAGGAAAUGUCAUCAUGGUCAGACUUCUGCUGGACCGAGGAGCAAAGAUUGAUGCCAAGACAAAAGAUGAGUUGACUCCUCUUCACUGUGCUGCCAGAAAUGGCCAUGUGAGAAUAAUCGAGAUCCUUCUGGACCAAGGAGCCCCAAUACAGGCCAAGACCAAGAAUGGCCUGUCUCCAAUACAUAUGGCAGCCCAGGGUGAUCAUUUGGACUGUAUCAGACAGCUAUUACAGUACAAUGCCGAGAUUGAUGACAUCACUCUAGACCACCUGACCCCACUGCAUGUGGCGGCACACUGUGGACACCAUCGCAUGGCCAAGGUUCUCCUGGAUAAAGGAGCCAAACCAAACACCCGUGCUCUGAAUGGCUUCACACCACUCCAUAUUGCCUGUAAGAAGAACCACAUGCGUGUAAUGGACCUGCUAUUAAAGCAUUCUGCAUCCCUGGAGGCUGUAACAGAGUCAGGAUUGACCCCACUGCAUGUGUCCUCCUUUAUGGGUCAUCUGAAUAUAGUGAAGAUACUGAUGCAAAAAGGAGCGUCACCACAUGCCUCAAACGUGAAAGUGGAAACACCUCUGCACAUGGCGUCUCGAGCUGGUCACUGUGAAGUUGCUGAGUUCCUGUUGCAAAACGCAGCUCCAGUGGACGCCAAAGCCAAGGAUGACCAGACGCCGCUACACUGUUCCGCCCGCAUGGGCCACAACGAGAUGGUGAAGCUGCUUUUGGAGCACAAGGCAAACCCCAACUCCACCACAACAGCAGGACACACUCCACUGCACAUCUCUUCCCGUGAGGGACACACACAGACUGCCAGCAUCCUACUGGACAUGAACGCCCAGCUCACCAAAAUGACCAAGAAAGGCUUCACUCCUCUUCAUGUAGCAGCCAAAUACGGGAAGGUGGAUGUAGCAGUGCUGCUUUUGGAGAGAGGAGCCAACCCAAAUGCAGCAGGCAAAGCUGGACUCACACCGUUGCAUGUGGCCAUCCAUCAUAACAAUCUGGAUGUGGUCAAUCUUUUGCUCAGCAAAGGAGGCUCACCACACAGUGCCGCUCGGAACGGCUAUGCUCCGCUCCACAUUGCUUCCAAACAGAACCAGGUGGAGGCAGCGAGCAGUUUACUGCAGCAUGGAGCUUCUGCCAAUGCUGAGUCAUUGCAAGGGGUCACACCGUUACACCUAGCCUCCCAGGAGGGCCAACCAGACAUGGUGCUGCUGCUUAUCUCAAAGCAGGCCAAUGUAAAUCUGGGCAAUAAGAGUGGUCUGACUCCUCUUCACCUCGUGGCUCAGGAGGGGCAUGUUGGCAUUGCUGAUAUACUAGUGAAACAUGGGGCGUCCGUCUACGCUGCCACACGGAUUGGUUACACUCCACUUCAUGUGGCUUGUCAUUACGGCAAUAUCAAGAUGGUUAAAUUCCUCUUACAGCAGCAGGCCAAUGUAAACUGCAAGACCAGGAUGGGAUAUACACCGCUACAUCAGGCUGCUCAGCAGGGCCAUACGGACAUUGUGACACUUCUCCUGAAACAUGGCGCACAACCAAAUGAAAUUACGUCUAAUGGCACAUCAGCUCUUGCCAUCGCAAAGCGCCUUGGAUACAUCUCAGUCAGUGAUGUGCUCAAACUGGUCACCGAAGAGACCGUUUCCAUGACCACCACCGAAAAACAUCGCAUGAGUUUCCCAGAGACAGUUGAUGAGAUCUUGGAUGUGUCUGAAGAUGAAGGAAUUGCACAGCUAACGUUAGGCGAGGAGCUGCUGGGGAACGAGGGCGCCAGGUAUUUGAAGAUGGAGGACAUAAAGGACCAUGAUGAGGAUUUCCUUUCCCCCAAGAAUGUUCUAGAGAAUCAUUCCCCUGCCAUUCCAAGGAUCCCAUGUGUUUCUCCUGAAACAGUCAUGCUGAAAGAACAUGAAAUGGAGCAGCAGCACACCCCACUUCCUCUGCCCAAGGAGUACGAUGAGGAUUCGCUGAUCCCCAGCAGUCCGGCCACAGAGACGUCAGACAAUGUCAGUCCGGUAGCGAGCCCCAUCCACACCGGUUUCCUUGUGAGCUUCAUGGUGGAUGCUCGUGGCGGCUCGAUGAGAGGCAGCAGACAUAACGGCCUGCGUGUCAUCAUUCCUCCUCGCACCUGUGCCGCUCCAACACGCAUCACCUGCCGCCUGGUGAAGCCGCAGAAACUUGCCACACCACCUCCUCUGGUGGAGGGUGAGGGUCUUGCCAGCCGUAUCAUCUCUCUUGGUCCAGCUGGCAUGCAGUUCUUAGGGCCUGUGAUUGUGGAGAUUCCCCAUUUCGCGGCACUCGGUCGGGGAGAUCGUGAGCUCGUGGUCUUGAGAAGUGAGAACGGAUCGGUCUGGAAGGAGCAUCGCAAUCGUUAUGGUGACGAGGUCCUGGAGACCAUCCUCAAUGGCAUGGAUGAAGAUCUUGAAAGUCAGGAGGAACUUGGCAAGAAAAGGAUCAGGCGCAUCAUCUCGACCGACUUCCCGCUCUACUUUGCGGUGGUGUCCCGCAUCCAGCAGGAGAACGAUCUGAUUGGCCCAGAAGGGGGUUUUCUCGCCAGUAAGCUGGUGCCCAUGGUCCAGGCCAGUUUUCCUGAGACAGCCGUCACCAAGCGUGUCCGUCUCGGACUGCAGGUGAGAUGGGAGGAUGAUGAGGAGGAAGAAGUGAUGGAAAAUGGAGGAAGCUUAUCUUCUGCAUAUUACCAUAAUGUAUCUGACAGCUGUGGCACAGCUCCUGCCCAGUGGGAAGAUAUAACUGGUACCACCAAACUCCUAUAUGCCAAUGAUUGUGCCAAUUUCACCACUAAUGUCUCUGCCAAGCUGCGUGUGAGGGACAGCAGUAAAGAUCCCUCUGGCUUCUUGUCUUUCUUGCGCAAAUCAACCAAAUACGAAGAUAGUCAGCAUGUGUUGUGCAACCUCAACGUUACCAUGCCGCCAUGCAUUAAGAUUAUAGGAAGUGAUGAGCGAAGGAGAACUCUGACUCCUUUGGCUCUGAGGGAAAGAUACAGUGCUCUAAAUGAACCAGCCAUGGCAUCACUGAGCGCCAUGGAAAGGACGGAGUUAAAGAUGGCUUUAAUAGCUGAACAGCUAGGCCUGAGCUGGGCUGAGUUGGGACGUGAACUGCAGUUUAAUGUAGAUGAAAUAAAUAAGAUCCGUGUGGAGAAUCCCAACUCCCUUUUAGAGCAGAGCUCAACACUGCUCAACCUGUGGGCCGCUCGAGAGGGGAAGAGAGCCAAAAUGGACAGCCUGUACAUGGCCCUCAAGAGCAUUGACCGAAUGGACAUUGUGAACAUGUUGGAGGGCCAGGGACCACCAACAGGUCAGCAGGGGGGCUGGGAGCAAGAUGCUUCCAGGUCUAGGCAUCAUGAGAGAGACCAUCUAUCUCCUGGCAUCACAAAUGGUUACGGGCUGGUGGUACAGGAAGAACUAGUUUCACCGGCCUCUAUGCAGUACAGUCUACCUUCGCCACUGGGCAAUGAGCCCUACUGGCAGGAAGUGUCGAGCAUGGAGUGUGCACCCAUCGCUACCACCGAAGAGGACACACUCAUGGAGAUGUCUGAGGUACAGGUUUGGCCCUCAGGCAAUAGUCCUUCCAUUGUGGCUGUAGAGGACUCUUCACUGGAGUGCAGCAAUGCUGAUGACUCCGAGGCGCUACUGAACAGGAGCCUGGGCAACUCGAGGAGCGGGACUCCCGGUGCAAACGGACCAGUGGGACUUUCUGCUCAGGGAGGGUUAAGUGGUUCCAUCGAGCUACUUGAGGAUCAAUCCAUUGGGGCGGAUUCAGAUUACAGUGCUGCUGGGAUGCUGUGUCUGAGUGAAGGGGUCAACAUCAAUGCUCUGGACAGAGGUCAGGGUUUGGAGAGGUCAGAAGGGGCUGUAGGUCAAGAAGUCAGCAACAUUAAAGACGGUUCCAGUGCAGGUUUGGGAGAAGGAGGAGGUGACGGCACAAACUUAGAAGAUAGCAUAUCUCUCAUUUCAGGGCAACAGCGAGUUUAUGCUCGAAUGAGUGAAUCACCUGGGCUAAGAAGACGGGCAGAUCCUGGUGAUGACAGGUUAAGUGGUGGGUCCUUCCUGUCAUAUCUACAGGACCAGGGGGCUCCUGGUUGGCUCUCUACCCCAGAACCAACCCAGAACAGAGUGGGGUCUCUACAAUGCUCCCUGCCUAGGCAGGCAAUGGAGUCUAUGAUGUCAUCAGUACGAGCCACAGUGGACUGUGAUUCUAAGCAGUCUUGCCUAGCCCAGGAAGCCCUAAUUGAGCCAGUGCGGGACAUGGGGCAUUCUGAAAUCAUCCACGGGCAUUAUCAGGGAACUCAACCUUUUGAGAAAGGACUAGGCUUCCCGCACAGAACAGCUAACAUUCGGGGUUGGGAGGACAUGCGUCUAAGAGGACAGGGUGAUGAGGCAGAGGAUCUUCCAGGAGAGCAAGUGAGCGAGGAGCAAUUUACAGAUGAGCAUGGCAACAUCGUCACCAAAAAGAUUGUGAGGAAGGUGGUCCGGAGAGGAAAAGGGGAGGAAGGGGGUCAGGAGCUCAUCAUAGAAGGGCUGUCGCAGGAUAUCAAUGAGCCAGACGUUGAUGGAGAACAGUACAUGAGCUAUGCCAUCCUGGGCCGUGACAGCAAGCCGGAUGUUGUGGAUGUGAAGAGGGGAGGUACUCAAAUAGUCAAAUGUGCGAGUCUGCGGAGAGUAAAGCAGUGAGUCUGACUCGCUCCUCCCUCCAGGACUUGACACCUACACCCAAACCAUCCUUCACUGACACAUGAUGGGCGUCAAAUAAAGAAGAAAACCGAACUAGAGCGCCGGCGAUAGAUGAUGGAUGUCAACUACGAAAAAGAGAUUUUAGGACUUUUUUAACAAGCAAAACAAACACUAGUGGCUAGAGGCAUGAUUUCUUAUAAAAUGAAACCAAACAAUGAAAAAAAGCAAGCAUUUGAGAAGUGCUUCUUGUAAUCUCAAUAUCAGCAUGUGAAAGUGCUGUCGCAUGGCCUGCCUUUACAUACAGCACUGACUGCAAGCAAUUAUGAGGUGAGAAAAUACUGUCGUACCGCAAGGGCUGUAAAAUGGUGUGGGGAAGGACUUUGGCCAACUGGAUGUGGUUUGGGGGCACGUGGGACACAAAAGCUAGUUUUAGUCAGUUUUCUGAAAUGUAGUCUUCCAAGCGAGUCAGUACUACUGAAAAGGUUUCCCACCAGGAGGAGUCUGACCCUCUUGUACUGGUAUUAUACAUAAUAUGCACUCAAAUAUGAUGUGAAUGUACCUUCUGUGUGCGUGUGUUCUUUUACACAGCCAAAAAAACAAAUGACAACAACCUAUGCGAUGAUGCUGCUGCUGCUUCUGUCUCAAUACUUGCUCCUGAAUUCUUGUUCAGUCCAAUAGUACGUGUCUUGUGUAUUGUAAAGGUAUAAUUGUGUAGCAAAUGAGCUGUGAAGUCCUGUGUUGCCUCAGAUAGACUCAAGAGAUACAAUUUGUGCAGUUUAAAUGUUUUCAGUGGGAUACAGUACAUUGGGCAUACUUUCAAAUCACCGUGGGGCUCUAUAUGUACACGUUUGCAGCGCUGCAGCAAGAUUGUUUUUGUUCUGUAUACAUUGCAAACCUUUGUGUCAUAUGAGCUUCCUCUCAAUAACUUGAUAUGCACAGAGGAGCUCAUAUGCAUAAUAUUAACAUUUACAUUAUCCACCAUUCGCAUUUGCUUUAUAGUGGAAAGAGUCCUUAGGAGCAAAAAAGCAAUCAUUUUAAUUUUUCUCGUUAUAAAUGAUUGUUAAAAAGUCUAACCUUUCAGUGAAGUAAAAUGUAGAUAAAGGCUGUCAGUAGAUUCAAAUAAGUAUUCACAAUUAAUCUUGUGGUUUGUUUUGUAGGUAAUAAUUCAACCUAUUCCUAAGGAAAGAAAAGAAAAAAAUUAUGGUGCAAAGAUAUUUGGUAACACUUUACAAUAAGGUACGAA